CCGACAUCUACUCUUCCAUUUACUGACACUACACACCUCACCCUUAAGAUCUUCUAGCCAUUAGCGGAUAUUGUCUAUCCCACCAAACACAUUCCUCUCUCAGACAGACAACAAGAAAAAAAAAAAAGACGAACCCACACAAUGGCCACAGAAGACGACCCCAUCAUCUCCUCCUACGACAUCACCCUCAACGACUCCGACAUCUCCCGCUACGUCCUACAAUACCUCGACCGCCCCGCCGGCCACAACUACGACGACCGCCACGGGCAAAAACCCACCUCGUUGCGCCUGAAGCCCCGCACGGGCCUCGUCGAGGUCGACGUCCCUGUCAAUACGCGCGUUAACUACGAUGUCGAGAAGGGGUUGAGGAUUCAGACUCCGGAGGAGGGGGAUCCGGUUUAUAUGUUGGCUGCUUUUAGGGAUGGCAAUUUACAUCUCUCCCCCGUCACGGCUGUCGUGCAGCUCCAUCCGCAGCUGCAUCAUCUGGAUGCGUUGGAUGAGAUCCCUGCUAAAGGCCGAGGUGGGAAGGGCGCUCGGAAAGAAGGGGAGGAAGAGAGGCAGGCUGAGAGCGAAGCGCGGGCGAUCGAUGUCAAGAUCAAGGCUGCCGAGGAGGGCGGUGCGGCGGUGGUUGCGGGCAACCUGGACCUUUUGAAGAAGAUGCAGGAUGAGAAGUGGGGGCGGUAUGAGUGGGUUGAUGCUGAGACGGAGGAAUCGUGGGACGUGUACGAGAACUUCAUGAUGCAUCAGGAUGUGGAGAAUCUACCGCAGCUCGAGUCGGCGAUCAAUAGCGAGGAAUAUCUGGAUCGGAUGAGUGCGCCUCGAAUUGAUCCUGCGCGGCCGGAGAUGACGGGGUGGGCGAUGAAGCAGAACCGGUCGACGCAGCGUGGGUAGGAGAGUAUUAUAGUGUCGCAUUACGAGAUUUUCAUGAUUGUACUGUUCUUCUGGGUGUAUAUAUGUGUUUAGUUGUCUCUUCCAUUCAAGAAC
Messenger RNA from Aspergillus campestris IBT 28561, 984 nucleotides. RefSeq lists its product as uncharacterized. The record is from RefSeq and is a predicted model, not a curated record. Gene Ontology annotation, cellular component: RNA polymerase III complex; nucleus. The transcript is spliced from 4 exons. Gene Ontology annotation, biological process: DNA-templated transcription. Lineage: Eukaryota; Fungi; Ascomycota; Eurotiomycetes; Eurotiales; Aspergillaceae. The coding region runs from base 142 to 891 and encodes 249 amino acids.